This is a messenger RNA of Trametes versicolor FP-101664 SS1, 1093 nucleotides long. RefSeq names its product transcription factor IIA alpha/beta subunit. Gene Ontology annotation, cellular component: transcription factor TFIIA complex. Bases 48 to 923 code for a protein of 291 amino acids. Lineage: Eukaryota; Fungi; Basidiomycota; Agaricomycetes; Polyporales; Polyporaceae. Gene Ontology annotation, biological process: transcription initiation at RNA polymerase II promoter; transcription by RNA polymerase II. The transcript is spliced from 5 exons. The record is from RefSeq and is a predicted model, not a curated record.
CCCGCAUCGAGCUCGUUGUUGACGACGGUCCCGAGCGCGCCGUAGCGAUGUCCAAUAAGAUUGUGCCCUCUAUAUAUCGCGCCGUCAUCGACGACGUGAUCUCGAACAUAAAGUCGGAAUUCGACGAAUACGGUGUCUCGGAGGACGUGUUGGCCGAGUUGCAGAGCAAAUGGGAGGCCAAAGUCAUCGCCUCUCACGUCGCAGACUUCGAGCCCGCGCCGGCACCGCAGCCGCCAGCACCUCCUGCCCACUCCGCAUACCCGCCCCAUCCUAUACACAUGCAACAUGGGCACUACCCCCCGCACACGGCGUAUGCCCAACCUCACCACACGCAUGUGAAGACGGAACCAGUCGAUACUCGUUACAUGUUGAGUAACCCGGUGCAGUACGGGCUGCCUCCUCUCGCUGGGCCGCAAAUCCCCACCAGACCACCCUUGCCGGGGGGUCAGCCUAUGUCGUACACGCACAUGAAUGGUCGGCCGCCGAGUGCAGCGGGACAGGCUCCUCCCCCACCUACCGCCCGCUACGCUCCGCCCGCCAAUCCUGCACAGCCCGCUCCUGCAGCCAGGAUACCGCAGGUGGACGGCCCAUCAUCAUCGGAAUCCGAGUCCCCGUCUCCUCCUCCCAGUCAGAGCUACGCACCUCGAACGUCGCAUCCAUCGCUGCCGCAGCCAUCGCAAACUUCCGCCGCAGAGAAGGCGGAGGAUUCUGAGGCUAUCAAUAGCGACCUGGAUGACUCCGACUCGGACGUCGAGCAAGACGGCAUUGAGGGAGGAUCAGCGGACCAGGACAUAGUGUUCUGUACGUACGACAAGGUUGCUCGUGUAAAGAACAAGUGGAAGUGUGUCCUCAAGGACGGCAUGAUCCACAUCAACGGCAAAGACUACCUCUUUGCCAAGUGCAGUGGUGAGUUCGAGUGGUAAACGUCCUUGUCGUCGUCGUGUGUCUGUCUCCGGAUUUACUGUAUCUUUGUCCAAUGUCGUUUGGGUCUGCACAUAUCACUAUAUCGCAUCGAGCACGCAUAUUGUUAGAAUCAUCGCAUGUAAUAUAUCUACUAUCGGACACCAAGAGUACUUGCAAUUGGACUUGAUGU